This is a messenger RNA of Neoarius graeffei (lesser salmon catfish), 2011 nucleotides long. It is a transcript of the gene gas2b, whose product is annotated as growth arrest-specific 2b. Gene Ontology annotation, cellular component: actin filament. Gene Ontology annotation, biological process: actin crosslink formation. The record is from RefSeq and is a predicted model, not a curated record. Lineage: Eukaryota; Metazoa; Chordata; Actinopteri; Siluriformes; Ariidae. Bases 124 to 1512 code for a protein of 462 amino acids. The transcript is spliced from 8 exons. Gene Ontology annotation, molecular function: actin filament binding; cytoskeletal adaptor activity; microtubule binding.
GAGAGAAUCAGCGACUUCUCCCAGCUGUAGGAGGUGAAACCUGGACACAGACAGUGUGUUGGACAGCAGACUGGCUGGAGUUACACACAACUGAGAAGAUCUUGAUCAAGGUUGUGUUUCAGGAUGUAUGGGCCGUUCAGUGUCCGUCGGGAGCGUGUUCCUGACCUCUCCUGCCUGCAUCAGUACAGUGAAUGGCUGGCUGGCAGGCAUAAAGCCAGCCUUCUUCCCAUGAAGGAAGACCUCGCUAUGUGGCUUAACACUAUUCUGGGAAUUAAUAUAACAGCGGAGAACUUCAUGGACAUGCUGGAGACUGGAGUUGUGCUCUGCCAGCUGGCUGAAAAGUUACAGGAGAAGAUGAUUCUGGCAAGCAAUGGCAAGCCCUUCACCCGGCGUGUGAUUCACUGGAGAGCUGAUGCAGCUCCUGGUUCAUUUUUUGCCCGAGACAACACGGCCAACUUCCUGUACUGGUGCCGUAAAAUUGGCAUUGGCUCAUCACAUCUUUUUGAGUCGGAUGAUCUCGUUCUUCGAAGACAUCCACGGGAUGUGUGCCUCUGCCUCUUGCAGCUUGGGAGAAUUGUCUCAAAGUAUGGUAUCGAUCCACCUGGUCUGGUCAAACUGGAGAAAGAGAUUGAGAAAGAAGAAUUUGGUUCCUUAUCCCCAUCCAUGUUCUUUACUUCAGCGUUACCCUCUCCUUCCAGUCCUCUUUUAUUCCCCCCUGCUCCAUCACCACCUCCUUCUUCCUCUCCUUGUCCUGCCUCCAUCUCUCCAUCCACAUCACCUGCCUCUCCACCUCCGUCCCCUCCUCCAGACUCUUCCUCUGCCCCAGUCCCACAACCUGAACUUGAACCUAAAUGUGAACUCGAGCCUGAACCUGAACCUAAAUGUGAACUCCAGCCUGAACCUGAAUGUGAACUCCAACCUGAACCUGAGCCUGAACCUGAACCUAAAUGUGAACUCCAACCUGAGCCUGAACCUGAACCUAAAUGUGAACUCCAACCUGAGCCUGAACCUGAACCUAAAUGUGAACUCGAACCUGAACCUAAAUGUGAACUCCAACCUGAGCCUGAACCUGAACCUCAGCAUAUCUCACCCAAUCCCCAGUCACCUGUUCAAACACCCACAUCCACCCCUACCUCACGCUCCCUUAGUAAAUCCAAUGGAAAAAAGAGCAAAGACAAUCUACUGGACGAUAUAGUGGAGAAGAUUUCAGAAGAUCCACCAUGCAGAUGUGCAGUCAGGUUCUGCAUUGAGAAACAGCCCAAAGGCCGCUACCGAAUUGGGGACAAAGUGCUGUACGUGAGGAUGCUGAAUGAUAAGCAUGCUAUGGUGCGUGUUGGUGGAGGCUGGGAAACGCUUGGGAUGUACCUGCUGAAGCAUGAUCCCUGCAGGACAGCUUUGCUGAAAACCUGCAAGCCCAGCAGCAAGUCACUGAGUGUCAGGGAGCCUUCACGGGACAGUUACCUGGUUGUAGGCACUCCUUCACGCCUCAGAAAACAAAUGUCACAGCCUUGAUUUAUGCAGAAGGAAAAGGACACAAUCAAUCAGCAGUCAUGCCUUGUACUACCGUCUCUGUUGUAUUGUUGGGUUUAGUGUGGAAAAGUCAACAGGUAAUGCUGAGACGUGGCUCUGGAAGGGAAGCUGAUAGCCCAGGUGGCUUGAAGGUGGAUUCAGCAUUAGUACAAUGGGAAAAUGUUUAAAAAAUGAUAUUAAGUAAGUGCCUUAUUAAAACAACAUAUUUGCUUUGUAACCUAAAAGCAUAAGGGCAGGAUCGAUAUCUCUCUCUCUCUCUCUAUCUCAUAUUUCAGCUGACAUUGGCUCUGUUUACUUAUGUAUGAUUUUACUCUUGAGAAUGAAUGAAGAGGUACAAAUAUUUCACUGUCAUAUCUGGUGUUUAGUUUGUGGAUCAAAUUUAUCAUCCACAAUGACUUUGGACAAAAUAUGCGAAGCAUGUCAGUUCACCUUGCAUUUACAUUUGAAAAAAAAAUGUAUAUAUUAUAAAAAUACUCAACAU